AUGAUGAAAAGAGUCGUUUUUAUUUCACUAUUACUAUACUUAAAUCUUUUAACAAAAGCUUAGCAAGUCAAUAACUGCGUCACAGGUUGCUCAGAUUGUUAAUUUUCAAGUAAUUAAUAUAUUUGCAGCAAAUGCGAAUAAGGAUUUACUUUGUAUAAUAACCAGUGCCUCUAUUAAAAUUGCCCAUCUAACUACUAACUGUAGAGGUAUGUUACUAAAUAAUAAGGAUAAGAUUAAACAGUAGAUACCUGUAGAGCUAUCUGUGAUGCUAGUUAUAUAGAAAAUAGUACAUACAAUUUAUGUUAAUAAACUUAAUUGUGCCCUUUGUCUUUUGUUGGUUCAAGCAACAAUAGUCUUGGUACAAUAGAGAGUAUUUACUAAGUAAAUGAUUAAAUCACUAUGAUUGUUUAUCCUACUUAUAUUAAAUUGAUAAAUUCUAUGACAGGAUAAUAGCUACAAGAUAUGAGUUCUCCAAACAUUUUAACCACCUUAUAUUUCAAGAAUUAUCUUAUUACUUUUUCAACUACCAAUUUAGUUUCAGAAUGGAUUUUUGAAACAAAUUUUUUUAGAAAUAUAAAGUAAAUUUAAAAAGGCUAAUUAACAAAAAAAAGUUAAUUUAUUGACUUGGGUGUAGAUCAGUAAGCAAUAACAAGCUAUGAUGAUUCUUAGAGCCUUGUAUAUUUUAGUCAAAUUUAUUUAUAAGAGCAGCCUCUUAGCUUAGAUUCGACUACUCUCUCUUUCUCAUAUGUAGGUUGUGCUUUAAAAGUAAUUAAUUAGCUGGUUUUGUGCUUUGGUAAAAAUUAGAAAUUGAUAGCUAAAUAUUUGAGUAUAUAAAGUGGCUUUUUAAAUUUAUAAGACGUUAAACAGUCAGAUUUAUGUUAAAGUUAUGCUUUUAAUUCUAAUCCAAUAAUCCAGAAUCUAUAAAUAAAUUAAGUUUCUGUUUCUUAAUUUUUGAUAAUUUAGUAAUAAAGUACUCAAUUAAUUUAAAUAAUUUAUGAUAAAGUGGGGGCGCAAAUAGAUUGUAAACUAAUUGAUCUCAAAGUCUUUCCUUUAUAAUUGAGAUUAGUUGAUUAGUAGGAAUCUUAAAUGCUUUUUGCUGUAAAUUACCUAACAAAAUUAACUUUAAUGGACUAAAACAUUUAAGAAAUUCUUAGUAUUACUUUCUCGUAAAGUUAAUUUACAGACCUAGCUUUUUUCAAGUAUCCAAACACAAAUUUUAUGGCUAAUUAUAAAUUGAUUACAAUUCAAGCUUCUUCACAAAAUAUAAUUACAUAUCAAAUAAAUUUAAUUAAUAAAUCUUACACAUAAUUAAAUGCAUAUCCUGUGAUAUUUACUAAUCCUUUGAAAUUUGAAUCUUAUGGUGAUAAAUAUAUCUAAUCGGAUUAGAUUAAAACAUUUAUAAAUGCAGAUUAAUUAUUUAUCGUUAAUAACAACUUACAAUCUGUAAGCGCUGAUACUGAUUAAGUCAAUUACGUAGUUAUGCCUUACCAAAAGAAGAUAAUAGGACACAGAGAUAAAAUUAACAAAAUGGUAUAUUCUGAAAAUACCUAAUACCUUUUAACUUGCUCAAAUGAUGGAAGUAUAAUAGCAUGGUACACACUUUCAAGUUUGAAUCCUAUGUAAAUUUAUAAAAUAACCCAAAAUGGGUAAAAAUGCAGAGACAUCUUAAUUUAUUAAGAUACAUGGGUUGUAGCUCUAUUUUCUCGCUUAAUCCUUAUAUUUCAGAUUAAUAACGCUUUUGUUAGUUAUUCUUACUCUUUUUAGAAUCCUGUGUCCGAUGUUCUGUAAUUUAUAUUGCAAUUCCCUACAAAUAUUCUUCUCUAUUACGACUCAUAAUUUACUCUUUUGAAUGGAGUAGAUCUUAAACAAAUAUCAAUAGGAUAGUACUUAGAUAGUUAAAUCAUAUCAAUAGUUGCUGUUGCAAACUACAAUUUAAUUAUUCAAAAUGGCAGUAAUUCAUUGUAAAUGUAUCUGUUCGAUCCUAGCUAAAAUUAUUAGUUUAACAAAGUAUUAUCAUAAAAUUAUCAAAGCAUCUAUGGUGAUUUUUCAAUUAUUUAAAUAGAUAAUCUUUAAUCAAAUAAUUUUGAGGUAAUGCUUGGGUGUAAAAAAGGAGCAUUUGUAAUUCUUGAUAGUAAAUUGACCUAAAAAUUUUAUUAUCAAAUCAGCUAAGGCUUCCCAACAAAUAUUUAGAAGUAUCAAGAUAAUGAUACUUAUAUUUUAUUUUGCUAUAGCACCGAAUAAAAUUAAAUAUAUUUAUUCUUUCAUUACGCAAUAAUUAGAUCAUAAAAUAAAGGCUAUUUAUAUUCCAGAAGUUACUCUCUUAAAUUUAAUGUUGGACUCUAUCCAGAUAAAGACUAUGUAGGUAAUACUAAUAUCAGUUACAUGUUUUUAAUGCCUUUUUCAUAUUUCACUCUAAUCCUGAAAGGAACAUAUCGCCCUCUCGACUAAUCUGUAGAUUAUGGCUAUUUUGUUUAUUUAAUUGGAAACACUGUAACAUCUUUUGCAUCAAAAGAUAAUAAUAAUAUUUAAUAUUAUGGUAGUUAAUCUGGAUUACUCAGCUUUGAUAACUCAAAUUUGAAUAGUUUUUCUACUUUUAGUUUAAAUUCCAGUUUAAAAAGUGGUACUAUUAAAAGCGUAAAAACAAGCCCAUUUUUCGAAUCUAUUUUUGUAAUUCACAAUGAUAUUGAUGUUCACAAUAUUUAUACCCAGCAGUAUAAUUACACAAUAAAAUUUUCAUCUUAAUACUCUAAUAAUAGAGUAACAGAUUUAAUUUUUUCUGAAAAAAAUAACAUAUUAUUAGCAUUUAAAAGCUAAUAACUACUAAUCAAAAAUUUCUAAACAAAUGGUAUUUUCUCUUUUGACCAAAUAUCUUAAAUUAAUGGAGCUUUAAUUGAUGAAGUCAAUCUAAAAAUUUUUGCUUAUGGAAGUGCUUUGAGAGUCUUCAAUUUUAAUUUAACAACUUUAAAUAUCAUUACUCCUGAUAAUAUCUACAAUUAUUAAUAAUGUUUGCUCACUUCUGAUUUAAUAAUUUGUAAAGUAAAUAAUAAUAUUCUAUCUAUAAUUAGCAAAAAUACAUAUGCUACAAUAGCAAACACCGUAGUGACAGGUCUAUCAAAUAAAUUUUAAGUUUAUGUAGAUGAAUUAAAUAAAUAGAUAUUUCUUGUAGACACAAUAAUUCAAGUGUUUGAUUUUACUGGUAAUUUAAUAGGAUAAAUAACAAAUAUUAAUUUAAGUAUCUUAAAUCUUUAAAUAUUUGGAAAUAAUAUAGCUGUAUUAACUUCAACAUAUAUCUUUAUCUUCUAAAGAUAAUAAUUAGCUUUGAUAAUAUACUUCAAACCAACAGGAGGUGGAAAUUUAUUAGGCUAUUAUUAUAUUGCUGAUUAUAACACUUUAGUUUAUUAUGCUGAUGAAAUAAGAUAUGGCUAAUUAUUUUAUUUUAAUUUAUCAACUUAUUAAGAUGAUGGUUUUACAAUUAGUGCAUAUUCAGAACUUGGCAUAGGAAGUGUUGUUUCUUUAUUCUAUGAUUCUAUCAAUUCCCGUCUAAAUUAUUUAGAUAGUGUAGGAGUAUUUUACAGUGUUAACUUUCUUUCUUAAAGAGCAUUUUAUAAUAUCAUAAAUGUUUAUGAUUUCAAGACUGUUGGCUCUCCUGUAGUAGAGCAGUUUUAUUUUAAAAACUAAUAAUAAAACUCCAAUCAACAAAUUUCAACAACUUACUACAUAUUUGACUAAAGCAAUGUCUUAUAUUCAUAUAAAGAUUUUUCAUAAACAUAUUUGACUUAUUUUUCAAAUCCAAUAAGAAAUGUAUUCUAAAUAGAUAUUUAUAGAAUAGUUGUAUUUAUAUUUGAUGAUUAAAUUCUUAUUUACACAUAUGAUUAAGUAGAUAAUAAUUAAAUAUUUUCAUCAAAUUAUGUAGCUUAAAUAUAAAAUCCUAAAGCAAGAAUAUUUUUAACUAAUGAGCUACUUCUCACAACAGAGAAGCAAUUAAUUCAUAUAAACUAUUCUUUUUAUAAGGAUGGAACUAACAAUUGGAAAAAGAAUGUCAUAGAUUAUAGUUAAAACAACGAGUAUCUGAGAAAUCAUUUAUCAUUUGGAUCUCCUGCAUAAUAGAAAAUAUUUAUCAGCUUUAGUUCUGGUAGAGUUCUUUGCUAUGAUUAAGCAACAACUAAUUCUCAGUAGAUUAUCUCACCUUGGCAGCCAUAAGGGAAUAUCAUUAAUAAUUUUGUGAAACUAUUUUUCAAAACUAACUCUUACAUGAUUUUAGCUUAUCGUUAUAACAUAAUAACUUUAAUAAACUUAUCAGAUUUAUAAGUGUUGAAAUAAUUAGAUACAACAACUCUAAAUAAUUAAUAAAUUAAUCAAAUCAAUGCAAUUUUUGUUGAUGAGACUUAUGGGUAAUGCUUUAUCUCAUUUAUGUAUGAAAAAUUAAUCUAUGUACUUGACCUAAAAAGUUUUUCCUUUUUACAAUACCUGUCAUUUCCUAAUAACUAAUACAAUAGAUUUGCUACUACUGAUCAGUAUAUUUUGGUAUACUCAAAUUCUUAAAUAAAUUUAUUCUCAAGAGGAACACUUAAAUACAUCAAUUAAAUUAAAAAAAUAAACUCAUCCAUUCAAAUAACUUCUUUAAAUAUUAUAAACUAAAACAUAUUAAUUAUUUGCAUGAAUACUCAGCUCGAAAUAUAUCUCAUUAACUCUGAUAAAUCUAUCAUUUUAAUCGAUUCUACUCCUAUAUCGAAUUCUGAAAUAGUCGAUGCAUAUCAGCAAUAAAAUGAUAGCAACACAAUGAGAAUUGUAGGAAUAUCAGAUAAUGGUAUUUUUGAUAAAAUAAUUAAUACUUAAUUAUACUUUUAGUCUACUCAAACAUCAGUUGCAAGUUCAUAGUCUGGUUAAUACUCUUGCUAUUCUUCUCUUAGUAUGGUUGAUAGAAUUUAAGGAUAGAAUAUAUUUUCAUAUUUAUACAAUAAUAAUGUUUUAAAAAUUAAAAUGGUAAAGUAUAGAAAUCCAAGAACAAAACUUUACAGGAGUCCAAAUUCAAUUUAAUAAUUUGUCAAAUUUAUAAAAUCAAACAAAUAGUACAUCGAAUUAACCACUAAUUUAGUUCACAGAUUCUAUUCAAGUGAUACAGAAUAAGUCAUAUUAUAUGAAGACUAAUUAACAAUUUCUGAUGGUGAGUUUAAGUAAACAAGUAUAUAGAAAGAUAAUUAACUCCUUCUUUCUAAAUAAGUUAAUUAGCCUAUAAUAAACAUUUAAGCUACAACUCUUAAUAUUGUUGGUAUAUAAUAUAUUUCAAAUUAGGGAAAUAUUUUAAUUUAAAAUUCUAAGAUAGUAAAUAUUUAAAAUUCUAAAUUUGAAUCAAAUACAUCUAUAGAUGGAGGAGCAUUCAUUUUUAGUACAAUAUCAGAAUUUAUAAAUAUAAUUAAUACUAUAUUUAGUCAAAACACAGCUUUAGGCUCGGGUGGUGCUAUAUACCUUUAUCAAACAAGCAAGUUAAUGUUAGAUGAACAAUCUAGAAUUGAAAAUAACAUUGCUCAAAUUGGAGGAGGAAUAAGGAUAAUUUUGACUACAGGCAACCCAUUUUAAGUAAUAAACUAUGAAUCUCAAAUAAAAAAUAAUAUUGGAAUCAUUUUUGGUAAAAAUAUUGGUAUCUAUCCUGUUAGAGCUAUUUUAGAUUCUAGAUCUUAAAAUUCAAGAAAUUUAUAAAGAAAAGAUAGAAAUGAGGAAAUCGAAAUAGCUCAUAGCUUUUAAAAUAAUAAUUUAUCAUAUUAAAAUAGUAUUAGAAGUCUUUAGAGUGAAGAUAGUUUAAGCAUCUUUUCGUUUAACAGCGGGGAUUAUUUGUAUUUAUAAGUCUAGUUGGUUGAUUAGUAUGAUUAAAUUGUAAGUUUUAGUGUUAGUUAACUUAGCUAAGAAUAAUAUGCUUAGAGUGUAUAAGCUUUCUUUUUUUCUUCUUUGAAGGUUAGUGCUAAACCAAAAUCAAGUAGGGUACUAAAAUUAAUUUUAACAACUAACUCCUUUUCCUCAUCACAAAUAGGCUAAAAUAUAACUAUCAAUUUUCGUUAGUGCAAUUAAGGCGAAAUAUUUAAAGAUUUGACAAGUACAAUUACUAUUUGCGAAAUUUGUUAAAGUGGCUUCUAUUCUUUGGAAGAUCCGAAUAAACCAUAAAAUGCUUAGAAUUUAAGCUGUUUAUAAUGUCCAUCGUAAGCUUCAUAAUGUCAAGGUGACCAAAUAGUCCUUAAAGAUGGGUAUUGGAGAUAAAACAAUAAAACUGAUGAUAUAUUUAGUUGUAACUAAAUAAUAUAAACUCUUACUUGUAAAGAAAGUGAUCAUGAAAGUAAAGAGGGUUGUAUAAAAGGUUUUUCAGGACCUUUAUGCUAAUUUUGUGAUGAAAGUGGAAGGCUAUGGGACGAUAGAUAUACUUUCAGUGUAUCGGAUUAGCUAUGCCAUCAAUGUGAAUAAUAAUAUGUUUAUAUUACAUACAUCAUCGUUCUAAGUUUGUUACUACUAUUUUAUUUAGUAGUAAAUAUUUUGAUGUUCAUGAAUAAUUACACGUACCACUCUACCUGCACCUAUCUAAGAUAAUUACAAAUAAUUCCAAUUUCUGUUAGCUGUAUGAAAGAUAAAUCAACUUAAUAUAUGAAAACUUUAAUAAACUAUCUUUAGAUUACAUCAGUUUUAUUUUAGUUAAACAUGAAAUCGGAUUUUACUUCUCUAGUUAAUUCUACUAGUUACUUGGGAUCUCCUGCAACAAAUAUACUUUCGAAUUCUCAUUGUGUUUAUCCUAGUUAUGCUAUAGAAAAAUAUGGAACUGUUACAAUUAAAUUGUUUUUCACAUCUAUUUACCCUCUUUUUUUCCUAGUAAUUAUAGUGGUAGGCCUAUUUGUGUGCUAUAAAUUAAAAUUUUUUGGAAUAAAAUAAUACUACAAAUAUGCGGUGAUAACAAUCCUCUACACUUUUUUUUAGCCAAGUUUAAUUAAACUUUUUACGCUAGCAAUUUCUUGUAGAUCUAUUGGUAAUAAUUCAUAUGUUUCAUUGAAUUUCUAAAUUUAAUGUAAUGAUGAAUCUUAUAGAGAUUUUGUAAAUUACUUUAUAACUCCAUAUCUGGUUUUCCUUUUUAUAGCUCCAAUUUAUAUACUUAUAUUGCUUUAUAAAAAUAAGAAAAGCUUAAAUUACUGCACAACAAAGUAUAGAUUAGGUUAUUUCUAUCUUGAUUAUAAACCUAAAUAUUAUUUUUGGGAAAUAAAUAAAAUAUAUGGUAAGACCUUUGUAAUAGCUUUUUAUACAUGGUAUAAUCAAGUAGAUCAAAGUUUUUCAUACUAAGUAGUAUCUUUAUUUAUUUGCUUUACUAUAAUCGCUAAUUCUAUUUUUAAGCCUUUUGUCGUUAAGUAGAUUGAAAUACUAGAUUCUCUGUCAAGGGUAUUAAUACUAAUUAAUAUAAUAUUGCAAUAACUCAGUUAAAUCUAUUCAUAUAGCAUGUUUACAGUUUUAUAAUAUAUUAUCCACAUUUCGUUCGUUUUUGGUGUUUUUUUGAUCAUAUUCCGCCUUAAGCUAAGUAACAUAAUAGAUUAAAAAGAAGGAACUAUGUUAAAAUUUCUUAAGAGAUGGGUUCAUAAAGAUAUAAUUAAUAUUUUUAUCAUUAAAAACACAAAUUAAAUGAAGGUUUACAAGAAUUGGAAAAAAAUUUAAAAAAAUAUUACAAACAUAAUUAAACAUUAAGCAUAGAAAGUUCAGCAAUUAUGUGAAACUAACACAAGCAAAAUAAUGACAUCAAGAAAUAAUAAAACCAUAAUAAAUACUUAGAAAGUAAAAAGUUAUAAUUAAGAUUCAACUUUAGCACCAUAAACAGGCUAAUUUGGAAAUUAUAGAAUUUCUUAUGAGAAUACAAGUAUUUUCGCUAGUCAGAUAUUAAACAAAUAAGGUUAAUCUUAGAUAUAAACACCAGGUAUAGUAAGAAAUUGUACUAUUUUUAAAUAGUACAGUGAAGCAGACUAAGUAACAGAUAAUAGAUAUCAAGAUGAAAUUAUGGAAUAGAUUAACAUAGAUGCUAAGAUUUAAAAUAUCGUAGAAAGUAUAAAUGAUUUAGAUAAUAUUUAAUAAUAUGAAGAAAAUCCUAAUUAAUAAGCAAAUGAUUUAAAAAAUUGUAAUGAUUUUAAGACAAUUAUAAAAUUAAAUUAGAAUUGA
Messenger RNA from Tetrahymena thermophila SB210, 8172 nucleotides. RefSeq names its product WD domain, G-beta repeat protein. NCBI's taxonomy places the organism in Eukaryota, Ciliophora, Oligohymenophorea, Hymenostomatida, Tetrahymenidae. The record is from RefSeq and is a predicted model, not a curated record. Gene Ontology annotation, molecular function: protein binding. The transcript is spliced from 10 exons.